UCCUUCCGUGGGCCAUCAUUAUGCCAGCGUUAUGUGGUUGCCAAUUUGCCAUGAUAUCUCUUUUAUCUGCUUCCAGCUCGUGUACCGUCUUGGUUUCAAAAUCUUGCUAUCCUGUUUACAAAAACUCCCAUGGCUUCCAAUCUUCUCAAAUUUCACAUCCAAUCAUUCAAAACUACAAAUCGUUCUACACAAUUUCUUCAACAUGAAACUCUCUCUCCACGUAUUGCUUUCCCAGAAAACCACCACCACCACCACCUUGUCCAUUGCCGUGUUUCCUUCCCCUCACCUCUCCUUUACCAAUCCAGAAGUCCCGCUCUUUCUAUCCACUCCUUAUCUUCCUCCAGCUCCCCUCCUACCUCCAAAGAAGAAGCUAUUGUUCAAGCCAAAACCUGUCUCUCAACCACCCUAGAGAAGCCCCUAAACAACCCAAAACUAGCUGGCAAACUCAAGAAACUGAAGCAACCUAGAUUCCAGGUGGAAAUCCCAGUCAUAGAUGACUCGCCAACUUCUCUCUCUCAACUUGCCUCUGAUGUUUUCAAAGACCUGCCCAUUAAGAGAAGAGGGACACCGGUCAAGAUUUUAAUCCUCUGGCCGAGUCCCACAUUGAAGAACAGAGGCAUAGAAGCAUUUCAAUCUUACAAUUCAUCAAAAAAUGUUGAGCACGUCGACGUUUCUUCAGUCAGAAACACAGACAACAGAAUUUUGAGUUCUGCCGAAGUGGCAGUGUUUCUGGGGCCAGAGACUUCACAGUUGCCUGAUAUCAAAACUGUUACUGAUAUUUUGUACCCAAAGCCAGUAGUCAUAUUCAACCCCAAAUGGGGGUUUGGAGAGGAGAACGAGUUUGGUGAUUUGAGUGGCUUUGUGGGAUCCUUUGAAGUGGUAUAUUCAUUCAUGGGGUUGGAGGUUAGAGGUAUUUUGAGCAAGCGAAAAGGAGUGAUUUUCAAGUGUGUCAGAGAUGGGGUUGUGAGUGGUGAGAAAUGGACUGUUCUUGUUGAAGAAGAAGGAGGAGAAUUGAAGGUUGUUUCAAGGUUCAAGGCACGACCAUCCAUUGGUGAAGUAGAGAAUGUUUUGUACAAUCUGAUGGCUAUCAAUUCGCCAAUUACCAAGUCUGCUAGGUUUUUCAAGGAUUUGGUGUCAAAUGUAACAGGAAGAAAGUAAAUAGAAUUUGAGAAUGUAUGCUCUGGAUUUUUGCGUCAAUGAAGUUUGGUAAUUCGCUUGAA
Molecule: messenger RNA, 1220 nt
Organism: Populus nigra (black poplar)
Lineage: Eukaryota; Viridiplantae; Streptophyta; Magnoliopsida; Malpighiales; Salicaceae
Exons: 1
Coding region: 130-1158 (342 amino acids)
Cellular component (GO): chloroplast
Source: RefSeq, a predicted model, not a curated record